AAAAGCACAGUUUGCUAUAACUAAAAAAAAAUCAACAGCAAUUGUAAUUUAUAAAUAUUAUAAAAAUGUCCAUCAAUCAAUUGUGUGUAUAUUUUUGCCUGAUCUUUGCAAUGAGCUGCAAUUUGGCGCGGGCUGAUACACCAGUCAGACAAUGUGCCAAUGAAAAAAAUCCGCUACCCUUGAUGGUACAAAUUGAUGACUGCAAUGAGCUGCCCUGUGAUUUGUGGAAGGGUUUGGAGUCCAAAAUUGCCAUACAGUUUGUAGCCACACGCAACUCGAUGCGUCAGUUGACUGCCAGAGUGCAUCUGACCUCAUUGGGCGUGACAAUACCCUUUGAACUGGAUGCCAAGAGGAGUGAUGUGUGCAACAAUCUGUUGCAUGGCGCCUAUUGUCCACUGGAUGCUGGCGAGGAUGUCACCUACAGACUCAUGUUGCCAGUGGCCAGCAAUCAGCCGGAGGUGCCAACUCGUCUACAGGUGACACUCCACGAUGCUGAGAAAGCUGACCAAGUGGUUGCCUGCUUUUUGGCCGAUACUCGGGUCAGGAAGCCCAGUUCCAGCUAAAUAACAAUACUCAAUUAUGUUUGCAAUUACUUUAAGCAUAGAUAUAUCAAACAUUGUAUCAAUCUCUGGGCAUUUGUUUAUGCCAAUUAAUAGCAACUAAGUAAGCUAACCUUUAAGCCACCCAACAAAACACUAUUAGCCAUUAUGAAUAAAUAAUUAAGGCAAAACAUUA
Molecule: messenger RNA, 735 nt
Organism: Drosophila innubila
Lineage: Eukaryota; Metazoa; Arthropoda; Insecta; Diptera; Drosophilidae
Gene: Npc2c
Exons: 3
Coding region: 66-563 (165 amino acids)
Biological process (GO): intracellular cholesterol transport
Molecular function (GO): sterol binding
Source: RefSeq, a predicted model, not a curated record